Messenger RNA from Plasmodium vivax (malaria parasite P. vivax), 826 nucleotides. RefSeq lists its product as hypothetical. Lineage: Eukaryota; Apicomplexa; Aconoidasida; Haemosporida; Plasmodiidae. The record is from RefSeq and is a predicted model, not a curated record. The transcript is spliced from 3 exons. Gene Ontology annotation, biological process: site-specific DNA replication termination at RTS1 barrier; mitotic DNA replication termination. Gene Ontology annotation, cellular component: nucleus. The coding region runs from base 107 to 826 and encodes 239 amino acids.
CACGCUCCCCCCGCACGUGAAAAACUCGCCAAGUUGAGGAACCCCAAAGGGAUAACAUCUUUUGCCCCUUUUUUGGAACCCCCGCUGGAAGGACUGCGCAUCCAAAAUGGGGGGAGACGGAGGCAGCUUGCCCCAGCGGGUGGACCUGGUUCGAAUGAAACACAAGAGGCUGAAUGAAAGCACGGGGAGCCUGGGCUACGGCAAAAACACCCUCGUGACGCUGAACCAGUGUAGGAGCAACAAGAAGGAGCUGAAGGAGCAUUACAUGACUCACUGCGCGAUUUCGCAGGAAUCGCUGAAGGAGCCCUUCUUCUGCUGCCGCCGCGGCUACCUCUACAACACGGAGCACAUCCUGAGCCUCAUUCUGGCCAGGCAAGGCAAAAAGAAGAAGAAGCGAAAACUGGAGGACCCCCACUACGAAGCGUUUUCUCACAUCGGGUCCCUCAAAGACUUGGUGCUCUGCAAAAACAAGUUGAAUGAGGAGCACAAGCUCGUCUGCUCCAUCUCGAACGAAAUUAUUAACCCCUCCUCUGGGGCCAUGUGCCUCUUCUCCUGCGGCUGCGUGUUUUCCAAGAAGGUUUUCAGCCACGCGAACAUCGCCAAGGAAAACGCCUGCACAGCGUGCAACACACAAUUCAAACCCUCCGACGUGAUCGAAAUUGCAAACGUGGAGCAGCCCCUCAUCGGGAAGAAAAAAAAAAAGAUGAAGACAAAAGGGGAGCAAGGGGAUAAGGAGGAAAGGAGCGACAAGAGCCAAACGGGGAAGAAGCUACACACGGGUGAGAAGCUCCACGGGGAGCACAAGGAACAGGGCCCCAACAAGUGA